Molecule: messenger RNA, 768 nt
Organism: Drosophila busckii
Lineage: Eukaryota; Metazoa; Arthropoda; Insecta; Diptera; Drosophilidae
Product: trypsin alpha-3
Exons: 1
Coding region: 1-768 (255 amino acids)
Biological process (GO): proteolysis
Molecular function (GO): serine-type endopeptidase activity
Source: RefSeq, a predicted model, not a curated record
AUGACUUUGGUGUGGUUGCUUUGGUGUGGCUUGCUGCGUCUGCUGUCAGUACAUGGCUUGGGCUUUGCCACACGCAUUGUGGGUGGCGAGGAGACGAGCAUUGAGCACGUGCCCUACCAGGUGUAUCUGCGUGAACGGGGCGACUUUAUCUGCGGUGGCUCGCUGCUCAGCGUUAGCUUUGUGCUCAGUGCGGCGCAUUGUGUCUACGGCGCCAAGCCGCAGGAUUACAGCGUCCAUGCGGGCGCCAGUCGUCUGGAGCAGCCGGCGGCGGUGGUGCGCAAUGUAGCGCAGUUUCAUAUCGCCAGCAAUUAUAAUUCGCGCAACUUUGAUAUGGAUGUGGCGCUGCUGCAGCUGGCGCAGCCCAUGGAACUGCUGCCAGGUCGUGUGGUCAGCAUAGCGCUCUGCCGGCGGCCACCGCCCAGCAAUACUUAUGUGCGCAUCAGCGGCUGGGGCGUUACCCAGGAGCAGAAUCGCGAGCCGGCGGCUCAGGUGCGCACUGCGCUGGUGCGCGUCUUGUCCAGAACUGAGUGCCAGUUGGCUUAUGCUGGCCAGGCACAGCUCAGCGACUCCAUGCUCUGUGCCGCAGUGCGUGGCAUUAGGGAUUCAUGCUCAGGCGAUUCCGGCGGUCCUUUGGUGUAUCGUGGGCAGGUCUGUGGCAUUGUCUCCUGGGGAUUUGGCUGCGCCCGAGCAGCUUAUCCGGGUGUCUACACGAGCGUGGCCAGCGAGCGUGUGCAGCGGUUUAUUGCGCAGACUUUGGGCCACUCCUAA